UUAGCAGGCCGUAUCAUAUGUGGAUGGGCAGUACAAUCUUCAGUCCACGUUUGUACUUUUGGCUGUCGGAUAUAGAAUACACAUUAUUAAUUCUUAAUUUCAGGAUGAAUUCGUCUCAGUGAACUUUGAAGCUUCUCAGGCUAACUUAGCUUGCUAGCUGCUUACAAACGCAGAAGUUAGUGUGAGUGUAAAAGUGUUGCGAGCGUGCGAGGAUGUGCAAAGUUCAAAUGCUGAGAGCGCUGGUGAGUCAGCGACUGACUGCGGCUGUCGAAGAAAUAUGCGUGGUGUUCGAAAGAACGAUAGCGGAGUACGAGGAGGAACUUUCUCGAACUAAAGAGGAGAACGAGCGACAACGUCAACUACUGGACGUUGUAUUCAAGAACCCUCAAAUCGUGUUACACAGAGCAGACGCCAGUGAGGAACAUCUUCCCCCCGAGCAGCUGGAGAGGAGAUGCAGGGCGGAGCAGGAGGAGCCACAGCCCAUUCACAUCAAAGAGGAAGAGGAGGACCGCAUCAUCAGUCAUGAGGGAGAGCAUUUUGAUAUCGCAGUGAUUUAUGUCCCUGUGAAGUGUGAAGAUGGUGAAGACAAAGGUCAAAGUGAGGAGGAGAGAGAGGUGGAGCCGCCAAGCAGCAGCUCAACUCACCACAUGACAAUAGACCACUGUGGAGGGUCGCAAGCAGAAAGCCUUUUAGCUCCGUUAUCAGAUAGUGACGACACAACGUCACACUCUCCUGACGCUGAUGAUAGAGACUCCAAAGCUGAUAAGACAUGUCGUACUGACAGCAGACACUUUAAAUGUUCCGAGUGUGACAAAGCUUUUAAUGACCGUCGCAAUCUGAAGAGACACAUGAGAACGCACACAGGAGAAAAACCAUACGUGUGCUCAAUAUGUGAUGUCAGUGAAGUACCGGUAGAUCAUCCCCCUGAACAGCAGGAGUGGACAUGCAGGGUGGAGCAGGAAGAGCCACAGGCCGUCCAUAUUAAAGAGGAAGAGGAAGACCACAGAAUCAGUCAAGAGGGAGAGCAUCUGGAGGAGUUGGUGGAGAGAAAGCUCUGACCUGCUAAGUGUGUUGUGUAGGUUUUGCACAAAAACAAUGUUUGAAAAUACACAAAAGUAUACACUGUGGAAGGAAAGUGUUAAAUGCUAUCUUUCAUCACACACGAAGUACCAGGUUAACAAUCACAAGUGUGCUGGUGAGAACAGCAACAGUAAAUGACUUUAAAAUAAACUGUCAAGAAUUUGAUCAUUUUAACUUUCCAAUAACCGUCACUUUUUUACAGGUUUGGAUUUUUUUUUCUCCCUUAAUAAUAAAAGGUUUAAUUUCAACACUGCAUUUUGUGUUCAGUUGUGUUGUCAUUGACUAAUAAUUAAACUUGUUUGAUGAUCUGAAACAUUUACGUGUGACAAACAUGCAAAAAAAAAAAUGUGUGAAAACACUUUUUCACACAUGAACUAUAUGGAUAAUGAACGCUAUUGGGGAAUUAUGUGUAAUUAUCUUUACUGUUGUAUUGAUUUCAAUUGUGAAUUAUUGAAUGACUUCAUCUACUUUGACGGCCUGUAAACUUGAACAAUGUGAAUGUGAAAUACUCGUUAGUAUUGUUGACCGGUUAGAUUUUUUAUUGUUUUAUAGGAAGAGAUAGAUCAUUUUGAUUUGUAACUCGUGUGCUGAAAAAGUGCGUGCACCCCUGAUAUACAUGUAGAAUGUACACAAACACUCAUAUUUAUAAAUAUAUAUACUGUAUAUAUAUAAGUAUGUAUAUACAUAGUGGUGUGAAAGUGUUUGCCCCUUCCUGAUUUCUUUGCAUUUUUGUCACGCUUAAAUGUUUCAUAUCAUCA
This is a messenger RNA of Dunckerocampus dactyliophorus (ringed pipefish), 1838 nucleotides long. RefSeq names its product zinc finger protein 514-like. The transcript is spliced from 3 exons. NCBI's taxonomy places the organism in Eukaryota, Metazoa, Chordata, Actinopteri, Syngnathiformes, Syngnathidae. The record is from RefSeq and is a predicted model, not a curated record. Gene Ontology annotation, biological process: regulation of transcription by RNA polymerase II. Gene Ontology annotation, molecular function: DNA-binding transcription factor activity; RNA polymerase II cis-regulatory region sequence-specific DNA binding. Bases 213 to 1058 code for a protein of 281 amino acids.